Sphaeroforma arctica JP610 is the source of this 1610-nucleotide messenger RNA. RefSeq lists its product as hypothetical. Gene Ontology annotation, biological process: GPI anchor biosynthetic process. Lineage: Eukaryota; Ichthyosporea; Ichthyophonida. Bases 201 to 1004 code for a protein of 267 amino acids. The transcript has 6 exons. Gene Ontology annotation, cellular component: endoplasmic reticulum membrane; Golgi membrane. The record is from RefSeq and is a predicted model, not a curated record.
CGUGCAUUGUGGACAGUUCAGAGUUGCGGGUCAAAACACGUUACAAAACACGUUACGAAUCAUGUAUAUGAACGGUAGAGCUUUAUUAUUAACAUAACAAGUAUGCAUGCAUAAAGUUCAAUCGCAAAACGCAUCGUAUAAUUCUGCAUAUAUGAUUCGAUUGCAUUGCACGGAGUAGCAGCAGAGUCACUGUAGGCUUCAUGAACGAAUCCGCUACAGCUAAUAUGGAUGUGGACAUGGAUAUCGAUUUGAACGUCAGUCCCACUCAAUUGCUCAGCAUUUCACAUACCACACUGUCCAUAGUAACGGGCUAUAUAAUUCCUGUGAUUGGGCUGCUGAGUUGUCUUAUUUACGUCUCAGUGUACGAGUUUGAGGAUGUCAACGAUACACACUGCAAGGUGGCCAAUGUACUCCCGUCGCUCAGCUCAGUGAUUGGUAACUACCCCACCGUACGGUAUAUCUGGACCUUCUGUCUGUUGAUAGGCAUGCCCACCCGUGUUAUUGACAGCGUUGCGUACUACAACUACUUCCGGGAGUGUAUAGGGGAAACCCACAUGCUAGCGUGUCUGGCAACUCUGGUGUUGCUGACAGUCGAGAACUUCGGACUCUCCGUUUUAACCGUCAUCCCCUCUGGCGAAAACCACACGUUGCAUGCGUACGGAUUCGGCAUGUUCUUGUGCGGCGGUGUGCUGGCUAUGGCCACCGUCGCCUAUCUCUUCAGUGCGCUGCAAGACUCUACGAAUGCGAAUAUGAGUCCACGGCCGAUCUCGCUCAAGUGGAAACGCAUAUGCUUGACACUCAAUCUGUGUGCCAUUGCAACGAGCAUGUACUUCUAUUGGAGGCACAACAAGUACUGCGAACCCUACGUGUUCAGUCUGUUUGCUCUCUGCGAGUACAUAGUGGUGCUCACCAAUAUGGCAUCCCACGCAAGCGCUAUGUGGGAUUUUAAGGGGAUGUGGUUGACGUUCGGAAGCAGUUCGGCUCAGUAUGGUAAACUGGUAUAACUGACUUGGGGACGUACCGAGAGAGUACACAUUUUAGCAGAGAAGCAUUGACGACAGGGACGGACAUGGUAUCCUAUUUGAGCUAUCGUUUUUUUCGAGCGGUGUCGACCUGAACAUGUAUUCUCAGCUGCCCUCGAAUUUUAGCGUAAUGGCUGUAUAGUGCAUUUAGAGGAUAGCCAAGCACGGAACGGUUUGAUUCAGCCUGGCCAAGCAUGAUGUUCAUACCGUGCGUAUACGCCUAUAUAAGCUGAUGAUUUUUACAAUAAUGACAGUACUCUCCCUCGAGGAAUUUGAUUGACGAGUACGUACAUACACUUGCGCAUGUUAAGCGGUCUCUUGAGGGUUGUAUAUUAUUGAUAAAUGGGAAUACUUGCAGGUGAACACAUAUACCUUCAAAUAGUUUCAUAGUGAGUUAGGAAAGCUUAGUAAUACAAUAAUAGGAAGAAAAAGAUCUAUGCAAGGUAGGCUCGCAAGAAGAUUGGGAAGGAAAGAGAACCUUGAGAAAAUACCACAUUUGAGAUAUAACUAUCCCGUGAGUAGGGGAUGACCUUUUUGUGGAGUAUUAGUGGCGAAUGCUAAAAGAAUAUUAAAAUUUCUGCAGUAAAC